GUGUCUGACACAGUUGUCGAGCCAUACAACGCCACGCUGUCUGUACACCAACUUCUCGAGAAUACCGAUGAAACAUACUGCAUUGAUAACGAGGCCCUUUAUGACAUCUGUUUCCGAACUCUUCGUCUUACAAACCCAACCUAUGGUGACUUGAACCAUCUGGUCAGUGCCACAAUGUCCGGUGUGACAACGUGCCUACGGUUCCCAGGGCAACUAAACGCUGAUCUGCGCAAGCUGGCUGUUAACAUGGUGCCGUUCCCUCGACUCCAUUUCUUCAUGCCAGGUUUCGCCCCACUGACCAGUCGAACGGCGCAAAACUUCCAAGUACAGACAGUUCCAGAAUUGACCCAGCAAAUGUUUGAUGCCAAGAAUAUGAUGGCCGCCUGCGAUCCCCGAAGAGGGCGCUACAUGACGGUAGCAGCCAUUUUCCGAGGUCAAAUGUCCAUGAAAGAGGUUGACGAGCAGAUGUUGGCCGUGCAAAAUAAGAAUUCUAGCUUCUUUGUCGAAUGGAUUCCUAAUAAUGUGAAGACUGCCGUGUGCGAUAUCCCGCCACGUGGUCUAAAGAUGUCGGUUACCUUCAUCGGGAAUACGACUGCUAUCCAAGAGAUCUUUAGUCGGGUAUCAGAACAGUUCACAGCCAUGUUCAAGCGAAAGGCCUUCCUUCAUUGGUAUCUCUCAGAGGGAAUGGAUGAGAUGGAAUUUACCGAGGCCGAGUCAAAUAUGCUGGACUUGAUCGGAGAAUACCAGCAAUACCAAGAAGUAGGGGUAGAUGAUGAUAUCGGAGUGGCGCCCCUUAAUGAUCUGGAAGAUGCUUAG
Messenger RNA from Protopolystoma xenopodis, 816 nucleotides. The record is from the annotation of a GenBank genome assembly. NCBI's taxonomy places the organism in Eukaryota, Metazoa, Platyhelminthes, Monogenea, Polystomatidea, Polystomatidae.